Molecule: messenger RNA, 699 nt
Organism: Ctenocephalides felis (cat flea)
Lineage: Eukaryota; Metazoa; Arthropoda; Insecta; Siphonaptera; Pulicidae
Gene: l(2)34Fc
Product: putative defense protein Hdd11
Exons: 5
Coding region: 73-573 (166 amino acids)
Molecular function (GO): oxidoreductase activity, acting on metal ions
Source: RefSeq, a predicted model, not a curated record
AUUUCGCUUUUAUCAAGUAAGUGAGUUUUUAGUUAUUUGUGUGAAUUUUGUAAUCAUCGAUACAUCAUAAGAAUGGCUUUCCGAUUCGCAAUUGUAUGCUUGGCCUUAGCCAUGCCCCUCGCCCAAGGAUAUUCUGCGGGAGCACCCAAAGAAGUCUGCGAGAGCUUAUUACCCCAACAUCCUUAUAAACCACAAUCCAGCCCAGCUCCGUACGCGUUACACGUCAGCGCAAAGCAGGCAAAGGCUGGUGAAUUCAUCGAAAUAAAACUCCAAGGCAAAUCGGCACAAGACACGAUCAAGGGCUUCAUCGUGCAAGGACGUCUCGGCGACGAACCGGUCGGAACAUUCGACGUUUCCGGAUCAUCGCAAUUAGCGCAAACGAUCAACUGCGGAUCAGGAAAUGCUAACGCUGCAACACACAAGAAGCACGAUGGAGCCGAUGCCCAAGUUAUCAGCUUGAAAUGGAGCCCCCCUGCAGGAGUCUCAGGAGUAGUCAAAUUCAAAGCUACUGUCUUAUUGGAUGGUGCCACAUUCUGGGUUGGUCUGCAAUCAAAUGAAGUGAGAAUUAACUAAUAAAAAAAAUGUGAUAAUUAAGUUAUGAAGUAGUAAAUUAAUUAGAUUGAUAGAAACAUACAAAAUUUCUAUUUUGGUUUAGGGUUAUGUAAAGAUUUCUGUAAUAUAUUUUUAAAUAAAAAAAAG